CAUUUUAAAGUACUAGUGGAAAUAAUGUCAGGCCACUACAGAUUAAAGUGGCAUUGAUUUUGUUCUGUUUAAAGGGGGGGAAUGCUUUUUAUCUUUUGAAGUUGGCUACAAAAUUCACUCUGUUAUUUUUUCCAGCUGAUUUGUGGCUCAAUCCAUUCAGCAAGGACUAAUAAGAUUCAUUAUCCCUUUUCCUAUCAAAUGGUCCCAAAUGAAGCUGCUCAGUAUGAUGGGAUAGUGCAGCUGCUAAGCUAUUUCAGCUGGACAUGGGUUGGCCUCAUUGUUUCAGAUGACAACCAAGGGGAAGAGUUUGUGCAAAGCCUAAAAUCAGUUCUCAGUAGAAACAGCAUCUGUGUGGCUUUUACUGAAAAGGCUCCGUUUUUCUUUCCACAGACUGUUAAUGGAUUAACAUACUAUGAAUUCAGUAGUGUCACUGUUUUGAAAAACCUUAUUUUUACAAAAGCCAAUGUGAUUGUUGCAUAUGGGGUUACAUCUUUAAUGAUUGGGUUAAACAUACUGCUACGCAGCUAUGAACAAUCCACAAGGAAAUCCACAGAGAAGGUUUGGGUCACAACAGCACAGUGGGAUUUCAGCUCAAAAGUUUUCCUGAAUGACUGGCAUGUCAAACACUUCCAUGGUUCCUUGUCUUUCACAGUCCACAAAAACAAUGUGCCAAGAUUUAAGACUUUUCUCCAGGAAUUUAACCCUUACCAGCAUCGUGAUAGUAAUUUCUUCCAAUACUUCUGGCAUGAUGCAUUUGAUUGUAUAAGCCCUAAUUUCUACAAGAACACACAGAACUUCAAAAUUUGUACAGGGGAGGAAAAGCUGGAGAGUCUUCCUCAGACUGUAUUUGAAAUGAACAUGUCUGGUGACAGUUAUAGUAUCUAUAAUGCUGUUUAUGCCUUGGCCUAUGCUUUGGAUAACCUUUAUUCAUCAGAAAAUCCAAAACCGAGUCAUCAUCCACUACAGUCAUGGAAGGUAAUGUAUGGACAAAAUUGGUUAACUAUUUUAUACCUUAAUCACUUUUGGUAA
This is a messenger RNA of Anolis carolinensis (green anole), 1029 nucleotides long. RefSeq names its product vomeronasal type-2 receptor 26. The transcript has a single exon. Gene Ontology annotation, molecular function: G protein-coupled receptor activity. The coding region runs from base 199 to 1029 and encodes 276 amino acids. The record is from RefSeq and is a predicted model, not a curated record. Gene Ontology annotation, biological process: G protein-coupled receptor signaling pathway. NCBI's taxonomy places the organism in Eukaryota, Metazoa, Chordata, Lepidosauria, Squamata, Anolidae. Gene Ontology annotation, cellular component: plasma membrane.